Molecule: messenger RNA, 2715 nt
Organism: Cordyceps fumosorosea ARSEF 2679
Lineage: Eukaryota; Fungi; Ascomycota; Sordariomycetes; Hypocreales; Cordycipitaceae
Product: Glycoside hydrolase
Exons: 1
Coding region: 1-2715 (904 amino acids)
Biological process (GO): carbohydrate metabolic process
Molecular function (GO): hydrolase activity, hydrolyzing O-glycosyl compounds
Source: RefSeq, a predicted model, not a curated record
AUGAUCAUGAAACGGAGCGCCUUGGUGUCGCUGCUCCUCGGCUGCGGCGCCGCCACAGCCGCCCGGCCCCUCCUGGCCUCCGUCGCCGGGCAAAAGACCGCCGUCCCGCGCUGGGACUUUGCCUCCACCGCGCACGUCGGCUCCGACCUGCCCAAGCUCUCAGAACCCGGCACCCUAGACACUACUGCUUCUGGGUGGCACCACGUCGAGGCCUCGCGGUGCACGCUGAUGGGCUGCUUGCUGGAGAACGGGGAGCUGGACGACGACAAGCUCUGGUUCUCGGACAACCUGGCCAACUUUGACGGGGCGCAGUUCGCGGUGCCCUGGGUGUACCGCAGCGAGUUUGCCCUGCCGGCGGGGGAGAAGAAGGGGAGGCACUACUUGCUGGAGACGAACGGCAUCUCGUCGAGGGCGGAUAUUUACUUGAAUGGGAAGAAGGUGGCGGACGCGGCGGCGCAGGCGGGCGCGUACGCCGGGCACGUAUACGACGUCACGGACAAGGUGGCGGGGGACAAGAAUGCGCUGCUGGUGAGGGUGUAUCCGACGGAUUACUUGUAUGAUUUUGGGGUGGGAUUCGUGGACUGGAACCCGUACGCGCCGGAUAACGGCACCGGGAUCUGGCGGGACGUGACGGUGAAGCAGACGGGUGCGGUGACCAUGGGCCCGCUGAGCGUGGUCGUCGACGCGCCGCUGCCGAUCGGCGAGAGCCCGGCCAAAGUCACGGUGCGGGCCCGCGCGACCAACCUGGAGAGCAAGAGCGUCGCGCUCGCAGCGACGGCCUCGUUCGCGGACCCGGACGGCAAGUCGGUCGGUGCGCCGCGGCGGGCCAACAUCACGCUGGCCCCCGGCGAGUCCCGAAACGUCGAGCUCGUCCAGACCAUCGCCAAGCCGCAGGUCUGGUGGCCCGCCGCCUGGGGCUCCCAGCCGCUGUACAACGUCACCCUCACCCUCUCCGUCGCCGGCUCCCUCUCCGACUCCGCCUCGUCCACGUUCGGCGUGCGCACCGUCACCUCCGCCCUCAACGCCCACAACGACACCGUCUUCUCCGUCAACGGCCACCCCUUCCCCGUCAUCGGCUCCGGCUACGCCGCCGACAUGUUCCUGCGGUGGGACCCGGCCCGCUUCAAGACCAUCGCCGCGUACAUGCUCGACAUGGGGCAGAACACGAUCCGCCUGGAGGGCAAGAUGGAGCAGCCGGAGCUGUACGACGUGGCGGACCGGAUCGGGCUGAUGGUGCUGGCCGGCUGGGAGUGCUGCGACAAGUGGGAGGCGUGGGAGUACAACCAUGACCUGGCGGUGGACCCCCCGCCCGUCUGGACGGACGCGGACUACGGGAUUGCCAACGCGAGCAUGGCGCACGAGGCGGCGGUCAUGCAGGCGCACCCGAGCACGUUGGGGUGGCUGGUGGGCAGUGAUUACUGGCCGGACGACCGCGCGACGGAUCUCUACGCGGAUGCGCUGGAGGCGGGGAGUUGGAGGGCGCCCGUGCUCGCGUCGGCGUCGAAGCGCGGCUUUCCGAAGCGGUUGGGCCCGGGCGGCAUGAAGAUGGACGGGCCGUACGACUGGGUGCCCCCGAGCUACUGGUUCGACACCAACGGGGACGGUAAGGGCAGGUACGGCGCGGCGUUUGGGUUCGGGUCGGAGCUGGGCGCCGGCGUGGGCACGCCGGAACUCGGCAGCUUGAAAAAGUUCCUGACCGAGAAGGACAUGCAAGACCUGUGGCAGGCGCCGGACAAGGGGCUGUAUCACAUGUCCACCAAGGUCUCGCAGUUCUUCACGAGAAGGAUCUACAACGAGGGGUUGUGGAAGAGGUUCGGGGCGCCGAGGGGGUUGGAGGAUUAUCUGAUGAAGGCGCAGAUGACGGACUACGAGGCGACGCGGGCGCAGCACGAGGCGUACGGCGCGCUGUGGAGCGCGGAGAGGCCGGCGACGGGGGUGGUGUACUGGAUGCUGAACAAUGCGUGGCCGAGCCUGCACUGGAACCAGUUUGACUACUACAUGAGGCCGGCGGGCUCGUUCUUCGGGACCAAGACGGGCGCGCGGUCGGAGCACGUCGCGUUCGACUACGGCGGUGGAGUGUGGUUGAUUGACAGAUCGCUGAACGAGGGCGGGAAGAGGAGGGUGUUGGUGGACGUGCUGGAUGCGAAAGGGCGGAACGUGUCGAGUCAGACGCUGGAGGCGGAGACGCGGCCGAACGCAUCCAAGAAGAUCGGGGCGGUCCAGGGGCUGGACAGGAAGAGGGAGGUGGUGUUUUUGCGGUUGAGGUUGAUGGACGGCGACAGGACGCUGAGCAGGAACGUGUACUGGCUGGGCAGGCAGGUGGACGCGCUGGACUGGAAGAAGUCGACCUGGUACCACACACCGGUGACGCGGUACGCCGACUACACGGCGCUCGACAAGCUGGCGCCGGCCAACGUGAGCGUCACCGUCGGCGGGCGGGAGUGUAAGAGCAAGACGGAGGGGGCCACGGGGCGGUGCGUGACGCUGGAGAACAAGGCGAGCGUGCCGGCGGUGUUUGUGAGCCUAAACUUGGUGGACGAAAAGGGAGGGGACGUGCUGCCGGUGGUGUGGUCGGACAACUACGUGACGCUGUGGCCGGGCGAGCGGAUGACGCUGACGGUCGGGCAGUGGGAGGGCAGGGCGGAGAGGGUAGAGGUCAAGGGGUACAAUGUCAAGGCGACGAGUGUUGCGUUCAAGGGGGUGACGGUGGGCUGA